AUGCUUUACAACGGCCAACUUUUGCACCGGGGCAACAACAUCUCCGUGUACUUCGCUUUGGGCGGAGCGCGCGAAGACAACGCCAACUUGUCUUUAAUGGUCGGUAACCCCGAAACUCGGCGACGAUUGGUGGCGUCCGUUUGGCUUGAGCUUAACAACCCGUUUCAACCGUGGACGGGAGUGAACGUGGACUGGGACUAUCCGGGAGAACCAUGCAACCCCGGAACGGGCAGCGGCGCCUUCGUUGAGCUGAUCAAGGACUUAAAGAGACAGUUUAUUGAUGUCAUCAUAAGCGUUCCACCAGUGAAGUCACGGCUACAUGUCUACAGCCUGGACAAGGUCAUUGGUUUAGUCGACUUUAUCAUCAUCAAAACGCACAUGCACACUGCGAACCCAUCGAUGCGUGAAGUCGUCAGAUGCAGCGGGGAUCACAGCGACGCGGCUGACGUCUUCAACGCGGCACUCAGCAGCAUUCCCAAGACGGAUGACGAUUGGCGUCUAGGAUACAGUAUUUCGGUGGCUCCGGAGACGUUCGUAGCACCGGCCGCUCAGCUGGGGGCUCCCGUCCUGGGCACGGCGCCGUGGGACAACCAAACCCGUCAACCCGGCCGGACGAGCUAUGCGUCCGUUUGCCAGGAGAAGCCAGUGAUAAGAACCAACUCGCACCCGUUGUGCCUCGUGGUCGCCCGACAAAUGGAGAACCAGAACGUGCUCGUUGCAACUUUCUCCGACGAGCGGGCACUCGUGGAACGCAUGAACCUGACGUACUCGAGCAACAUGGCCUUGGCACCGGUGGCGGUGUACGACAUUGACCUGGACGACUUUGCCGGCGAAUGCGGGAACGGCCUGUCGCCGCUCAUACGAGCUCUGGCCACAGGUCCCGGCUGA
This is a messenger RNA of Rhipicephalus microplus (southern cattle tick), 888 nucleotides long. RefSeq names its product chitinase-3-like protein 1. Lineage: Eukaryota; Metazoa; Arthropoda; Arachnida; Ixodida; Ixodidae. Gene Ontology annotation, biological process: carbohydrate metabolic process; chitin catabolic process. The record is from RefSeq and is a predicted model, not a curated record. Gene Ontology annotation, cellular component: extracellular region. Gene Ontology annotation, molecular function: chitinase activity; chitin binding.